CCGGCCCUUACUUUCCUCUGCGUCUAAUCCCUCGGUGUUCUCACCGGCGUCCGUCAGCCUCUCUAAUCUGCUGGACGGCUUUAGGAGGAGAAGCCUCGUCACUCGGACUCUGCCUGAUGAUAAACACGGAGCUGGUCCUAACGUCGGCUCGGGCUGGAGAUGUGACGUGGAGUGAAUGGCCCCUCGUACUGCAGAUAUGACUGUGGAGGAUCCGGUGGGCCGGUGGGGGUCCAGUCCUGUGGCGGAGGUCAAGUUCAUCCCUGAGCCUGCGCUGGAUGAAGAGCUCCACAGCAGCAGCCAGGAAGUGAUGUGCUAUCACGGAGACACGCCCACUGCGGAGUGUGUAUCCAUCACAGACAGUGAGGACCAGUUUUGCAGGAUCUGCCACGAAGGCCGGGCGUCAGGAGAGCUGCUGUCCCCCUGCGAGUGCUCCGGCAGCCUGGCUUCGGUGCACCGGAGCUGCCUGGAACAGUGGCUCACCGCCUCCGACAGCGGCCACUGCGAGCUCUGCCAUCACCAGUUUGUGCUGGAGCGCGUGCCAAAGCCUCUGACUGAGUGGUGGUGCUCUCCAGCCAUGCAGCAGCAGAGGAGGACGCUGUGCAGCGAUGCGGCCUGCUUCCUGUUCAUCACGCCGCUCGCGUCUCUGUCGGGCUGGCUGUGUGUUCAAGGAGCCAUGGAGCUCUACUACACCAAUGGGACGGAGGCCCUGGGACUCCUGGUGCUCACUCUGGCUCUCAUCAUCAUCUAUGUGUUCUGGACUGUGGUUUCUGUGCGCUACCAUCUGCAUCUCUUCAAAACCUGGAAGACGACUGACCAGAGAGUUCGACUGUGGGUUCCUGUGUCGGCGCAGACACCUCCUAACCAGCAGGUGGCGCCCAUAAACUUCCUCAGCAAAGCCAUCAGCAAGGAAACGAUGGUGUAGGUGGAAGUCUGCACAGCUCAGGACGGAGCUCACGACCCCAUGAACUUUUACACCACAAAAGACUCAAUGACUCCUUUUAUUUUCCUCUGUAUGUUUAUUAUCCUGUGUUUUGUGUUGGUGGUAAUGGCAUGGGGGAUGGGGGGGAUGGGGGGGGCACUGGAGCAGAUCAAAACUGCUUUGUAGUUAAAC
Molecule: messenger RNA, 1111 nt
Organism: Neolamprologus brichardi
Lineage: Eukaryota; Metazoa; Chordata; Actinopteri; Cichliformes; Cichlidae
Gene: marchf3
Product: membrane associated ring-CH-type finger 3
Biological process (GO): protein ubiquitination
Molecular function (GO): ubiquitin-protein transferase activity; zinc ion binding
Source: RefSeq, a predicted model, not a curated record